CCAGCACUUCUGCUCUUUUUUUUCUUGUUUGUUUUUUUUUUUUUUUUUGUUUGUUUUCUGCGUAAACCUCUGGGCCACUCUCAAAAGGCAAGAUGUCCAGUCAUGUCCCGGCGGAUAUGAUUAAUUUGCGCCUCAUCUUGGUGAGUGGAAAGACGAAGGAGUUCCUCUUCUCCCCAAACGACUCUGCCUCUGACAUUGCGAAGCAUGUGUAUGACAACUGGCCCAUGGACUGGGAAGAAGAACAGGUGAGCAGCCCGAACAUCCUGCGACUCAUCUACCAAGGCAGAUUUCUACAUGGGAACGUCACGUUAGGAGCAUUAAAACUUCCUUUCGGCAAAACAACAGUGAUGCACUUGGUGGCCAGAGAGACCCUUCCAGAGCCCAACUCACAAGGCCAGAGGAAUCGGGAGAAGACUGGGGAGAGCAACUGCUGCGUGAUCCUGUGAUGCGUCGCCAGCAUGUGCUGCAGUCUGUUGAUGCUGCUGGGACAGAGGAGGUUCAACAGCGUCCCACACCUGUAGGACAGUCGCCUGCACAUCCAUGGGGCUGAAUUACUUGGGAACUCUGUCAUCUCUUCUUAUAAAGUAAAAAGAACCAAGAACACUCUCAUCUGGCCCUUUAUUCCUGUCUCUCUUGUCUGUGUUGAGCAGUCUGAAAUGCACAGUGGUCUCCAGGGGAAGUCGCCUUGCUGCCACAAAGGCUCAUCCGCAGAAGUCAGAAAUCAAGUGUUGCAAGUACAGUUUGCAGUGAAAGAAGACUAUCGUUAUUUUCCUCAUCAGCAGAAUCUGCCAGCGCCUGUGGUACCCAGAAGUACCCAGUGACAGUCCACAUUGGAGGACACUCAGCAUCACUGAAGUUUGUAACCAGGCCAGUCGCACAGGGAAAUGGGAAGGGAUCUAAAAUGCUGGGUGAAGUCUACCAAAGUCAGCCACCGUGGCUGUCCUCACAGGAUAUCCAAAUAGGCGUGACUGUCCUCACUGCAGCAAAGGAAAAGCCAUGCCUGCUGCCCCCAGCACUCUGCAGAGGAUACCUCUGCUGCCUGUGCCCUGAGUCCUCUUGGCAAGGGGCUCAUCCCAGACAGCACAGAGGCCAGGCAGCAGUGUGUCCCUAGCCUUAAUGUGGAGGGCCAGUCGCUCAGAGGCUGUCACUGCGCAGAAACGGUAGGAAGCCUCAGCAGCAGACCCGAGUGUGUAUUUGAAUAUCAGAAAAUUGGAAACUUCCGCCACUGUCACUCAUCCGUAACCACGCCCUGCAUUCUGCUUACUCACUAGGACAGAGGAAUCCUUUUAAACAGUCUCCAGAUACUAAUUUUGUUACUUUAUGUAGUUUGCAUUUGGAAUCAGUGCUUGCAGUUGUAUUGAGAUCACAAGCUGAUUUUUGAGGCAUACAUGAUUAGUAGCACCACUCUUAUUUUUACCAAUAAUUUAAAAAUUGAUAUGCUAUAAAUAAACAAUUUGCACAGCACUAAAGCAUGAGCUAAUUUCAUCUAAACCUGUAAAAAAAGAUUUUAUAUUUUUUUCACUGGGAAGAAAUCUUCCUGGAUGAAAUUACAAAUAUGUGUAGAUUAUAUUUAAUAAAAAACAUAAAAUAUCUAACUGUAGAGCGCAAAUAUAGAUUGGCGUGUAGCAUAUAGACCAGUAUUCCAUAUCAAUAACUUUAUCCAGCCUUUUUAAAGAUGAAGUUGCAGACUGCGUUGUGUUCUGUAUUUAAUGAGGGUUCUUAGCUCUCAGCAGCAUUAAGUGUCAAUGGUCUCGAUGGUCAUCUUUGUUUAAAUGCAAUCAGGUUACUUUAUUCAUUGUUAAUGCGUUGAUAAAGAGGCUUUAUAUGCAGUAGAUCUACGAAAAUAUUGUUCAUACUGAUCAGAAUUAAAUUUGUAUAGAACAGAGUUUUAAAAUGAAUGUAAAUAGUACUAAACCUUUUCUUUCUGCAACCUGUACUUAUUAGAUUCCUUCUGUAAACUAAAUAAAAAAUUGUAGUGCA
This is a messenger RNA of Arvicola amphibius (Eurasian water vole), 1980 nucleotides long. RefSeq names its product ubiquitin like 3 (gene Ubl3). The coding region runs from base 93 to 446 and encodes 117 amino acids. Gene Ontology annotation, molecular function: protein binding. The record is from RefSeq and is a predicted model, not a curated record. NCBI's taxonomy places the organism in Eukaryota, Metazoa, Chordata, Mammalia, Rodentia, Cricetidae. The transcript has 5 exons.